This is a messenger RNA of Ictidomys tridecemlineatus (thirteen-lined ground squirrel), 4110 nucleotides long. RefSeq names its product lysosomal associated membrane protein 2 (gene Lamp2). Lineage: Eukaryota; Metazoa; Chordata; Mammalia; Rodentia; Sciuridae. The record is from RefSeq and is a predicted model, not a curated record. Gene Ontology annotation, cellular component: lysosomal membrane; late endosome membrane; plasma membrane. Gene Ontology annotation, biological process: establishment of protein localization to organelle.
CCUCCGGCCCAGCGCGGGUCAGCGCCCUCGGUGACACCUGCCCUAGACGUCGCAGACGCCGCUCAGGACGCCUUUGGAAAAUACCGUCCGCGCAAAUCUCCUAGGAACUCAAGAACGGUUGUGAACCAAAAAGCCAGGGCGUGGUCGCCCCGCCCACCAGCCCCUACAUCACCACCCCUCUCGCCGCUUUCAAGCGUGGGGAUUGGCUGAACGCAAGAAAGAGCCCCGCCCCUGGUCUUAUGACUCGGGCUGAAGCGGCGAUUCUUGGCUCUCACAGCGCUGUGGUCGGUGGUCACCCGUGCGCUGUCCCCAGGUCCAGUGAGCCGUUUCGCUGGUGUUGCUGCCCUUGUUGUCACCGCCGCCUCCAGCCCUGUAGGAUCAUGGUGUACUUCCGUCCCUCCUGGCUUUCAGGCUCCGGGCUUCUGCUGCUCUGUCUCGUCCUGGGAGCUGACCAGUCUCAUGCCUUGGAAUGUAAUUUGACAGAUUCAUCAAAUGCUACUUGCCUUUAUGCGAAGUGGCAGAUGAAUUUCACAGUAACGUAUGAAACUACAAACAAAACUUAUAAAACGGUAAACAUUUCAGACCUAAGCAAUGUGACAUAUGAGGGAAGCACUUGUGGAGAUGAGCAGAAUGGUCCCAGAAUAGCAGUGCAAUUUGGAUCUGGUUUUUCUUGGAUUGUAAACUUCACCAAACAUGCUCCUGAUUAUUUCAUCGACACCAUCUCGUUUUCCUACAAUAUUCAUAAUCACACAACAUUUCCUGAUGCUGAACAUAAAGGAAUUAUUACCAUUGACAAUCAUGUGGCAUUAAAAGUUCCAUUGAAUGACAUCUUUAGAUGCAAUAGUUUGAUAACUAUAGAAAAGAAUAAUGUCACUCAGCACAUUUGGAAUGUUCUUGUACAAGCUUUUGUCCAAAAUGGCACGGUGAGCACAAAAGAAUAUCUGUGUGAUGAAGACAAACAUUCCACAACAGUGGCACCCAUCAUUCACACCACUGUGCCAUCUCCUACUCCAACACCCACUCCAAAGGAAAAUCCCUAUGUGGGAAACUAUUCGGUUCGUGAUGGUAAUAGCACUUGUCUACUGGCUACCAUGGGGCUGCAGCUGAACAUCACUCAAGAUAAGGUUUCUUCAGUCAUUAACAUUAACCCCAAUUCAACUGGUGUCACUGGCAGCUGCCAUCCUCAGACUGCUCAGCUUAGGCUAAACAGCAGCAACAUUAAGUAUCUUGACUUCGUCUUUGCUGUCAAAAAUGAAAACCGAUUCUAUCUGAAGGAAGUGAAUGUCAGCUUGAAUUUGGCUAAUGGCUCUGUUUUCAGCAUUGCAAAUAACAACCUUAGCUACUGGGAUGCUCCUCUGGGAAGUUCUUAUAUGUGCCACAAAGAGCAGACUGUUUCAGUAUCUAGAACAUUUCAGAUAAAUACCUUUGAAUUAAGAGUUCAGCCUUUCAAUGUGAUGGAAGGAAAGUAUUCUACAGCUGAAGAAUGUUCUGCUGACUCUGACCUCAACUUUCUUAUUCCUGUUGCAGUGGGUGUGGCCCUUGGCUUCCUUAUAAUUGUUGUAUUUAUCUCUUAUAUGAUUGGAAGAAGAAAAAGUCGCACUGGUUAUCAGUCUGUAUAGUCACUGAGAUCUCAUGCUUUUUUUUUUUUUUCUUUUUGCAAUCGAAAGUUAUGUUUCCAUUGGCUAAAAGCCAGGAAAUGCUUUAUAGUAGAUUGAUUAAGAUCUAUCUCGGACUAACCUCAGUGAGUUGCCAGCUAAUUUGGGCAUGAGUAGCACUUAUUUAAGAAAAAAAAUGUAUUAGGACCAUUGUUUCUAUUUUUUUUCCUCCUCUUUUGUUAAAAUGUAACUGAAAGAAAAAUUAUGGCUCAGAAUAUGUCUUUUUAAAGUAAAUAAUUAUUUUAAGCCUCUGGAUCCAAUUAUGAAAGCAUUUCUACUGAAGUAUAAUUUUAUAUGUUGCAGUUACUUGUAUUUUGCUACUUUGAUGUUAUUUGCAAAAUCAAAGCUGUAAGAGAAUUUAAUGUGCUUCCGGAAAUAAAUUCAAGAACAUAAUGAAUUCAUUUUCACUGGUGACAAACAUAAAAUUUGGUUCACAAUAAGACUUCCUUUCCCAAUUUUCUAAUGAGGAUUAUUAAAAUCUGUGUUUUUCUUGUAGUUUUAAAAGAAGGCUGGUAGUGUAGCUCAGAGAUAGAAUACUUGCCUAGCAUGAAUGAGACCAUGGGUUUAAUCCCCAGUACUGCAAUAAUGUAUUUAAUAGCAAAAAUCUGGUGGUUUUCUCUAUUACCAUUAGUGGCUACUAUAUUUUAACAAGAAUGUCUUUUUUUCCUUCCCUUCUGGAGUUUGAAAUAUAUUGAUGAUUUCAGAUUUGACAUUUAUGCUGAAGGAUGAAGUAAGAAUUUCAGCUUUUGUAAGGUGUUAAUUUAGAACAGACUAUUUUUUUAAGGUUAUGAUUUAGAAUUUUUUCCCCUCAGAGCCUUAACUUGUUCAGAAAGUUAAUUCAUCCUGCACUUAAAAAAAAAGCCGCCUGUAUACUUUUAUCAUGUGCCUCCUGUACUUUUCUAUUCCCUGUAUGAAUAAGUUCAAAUUGAUAUUUUUAACACAUUGAUUCCUUUUUUUUCUCACAGCAGCAAGUGCUAAUUCUAGAGGCUAGUGGGGCCCUGACAUAUAAUCAGUCAAUUGGCCGCCUAGCCAAAGCUGGACUGGGAUUUGUUCUGUAAAUUUGUUGAUCCUGAUAAAGACUUAUAUCCCUGUAGGGAACUCUAAUGGCUCUGGCAUCUGGAGUAAAAUACUAGAGACCACUCAUCCCUGUGUCUGUUUGAUUGGUUCAGCUGCUGAGUUGCCCUUUUAUUCAGAAGCACAGUGCUGUGGUUGUGCAGGACCCAAAUGGCAGCUUUACACACCUGUCCUCAGCAUAAGGCAGAUGUUUAUUUUACCAACCUCUUUUAUCUCUACAGUGAACUAAAAGCAAAACUUCAAGAUCUGCCUUCACUUCAGAAAUUUUCAAAAUUAAGGUUAAGCCUAAACAAAUUGAGUUUAAACCUUAAAGCUAGUUUGUUAUUAAAUCCAAGGAUUAAGUUCCAGUCUACCUCUCAGCACAAUGUAGAUGCUCACCACUGUAUUGCUGCCGAUGUCAAAACUCUGCCAAUAACUGGAAUUACACAUUUUUCUUACAAAGAAAAAGUUAAUCAACAUCCUUCCUUAUGGUCUUAUCUAUUCACACAUUUACUCCAGACUGGAGUAGAAAGUUGCUCAAUUACAACUCCUUUCAAAUUCUGUAGCUCUGCUUUGCAGAUGCAAGUUCUCUGUUUGCUAUGGCAUAUAAGAAUGCUUUCUUUUAAAAAUGUUCUCCUUUGAAAACAUCUGCUUAUUGCUUAUUUGUUAUUUGGUAAAGGGCAUUUGGUUAAUAUGGUACCAUAAAGAACAGUGGCUUCAUUUCAGUAGAUAUUUUUGAGAUGAUUUUCUAAAAGCCAUAUUCAUUACCCUUGCUAAUUCUUUGAAUGGUAUAUUCAGAUAUGUUCAAAUUAUGAAUUCAUUUCAAAGUUUUCUAUUUUUUAGUAGGAGACUAGUAUCACUGAUUCUUCAUUAGGUAUCAUGGCUUUUUCUGAGAUAAUUAGCAAACAUGUUUAAUUCCUUGAUAAUUAAAAUACAGAAUAUUGGGGCUGGGGAUAUAGCUCAGCUGGUAGAGUGCUUGCCUCAUAUGCACAAGGCCCUGAAUUCAAUCAAUUCCCAGCACCAAACACACACACACACACAAAAAAAAAAAAAACCUAAAAUAUUUACCAAGGGUUCAUUGCUUCAACUCCAAUAAAAUAUAGGAGUCUCAAAAUAUAUGAACUGAGCACUCAAUUAGCUUUUCUCACUGAGUUCAUUUUUUUAUUAGUACAACAGUGGAUCAAACAGCAGGGCUUUAAACUCAUGGAUAGAAUAAAUUGUUUUUCACCUAAGCUUCUUUGGGAGAACUGAUGUUUGCUGCUACUUAAAGUUUUGUACAUAGAAAUUUAGAGAACUCAUUAAUACCUGAAAAAUAAAGCAUAUUGUGGUACUCUUGUUUGAUCUGAUAGUGUGAUUUUAGAUUGAUAUAUUUAAAAUAAUAAAGAUCAUGCAUUCCGUGUUA